Messenger RNA from Halichondria panicea, 1350 nucleotides. RefSeq names its product E-selectin-like. NCBI's taxonomy places the organism in Eukaryota, Metazoa, Porifera, Demospongiae, Suberitida, Halichondriidae. The transcript has 5 exons. The coding region runs from base 61 to 1350 and encodes 429 amino acids. The record is from RefSeq and is a predicted model, not a curated record.
CAUGCCCCGCUCUGAUCUUCCCGAACAAUGGCAGUAUUGACUUUGGUGUAGCCUCACCUAAUGAAAACAGUACCUAUGCUUUUAAUACGAUUGCUACCUACAACUGUGACGCUGAGUUUUCUCUGGUUGGUGACCAAAAAAGGACCUGUACUGGAGAUGGCAACAGCACUACUGGUGCUUUUGAUAGAUUACCUCCAACUUGUGAACGUAAGUGCAUACUUCUGUUUUGAGAAUCUAAAAACUCCCUUCAAUCUCCUUCCAGCCAUAACAUGCCCCGCUGUGCUCUUCCCGAACAACGGUAGUAUUGACUUUGGUGGAGAUUCACCUGGUGAAAACAGCACUUAUGCGUUUAAUGCGGUUUCUACCUACAACUGUGACUCUGGGUUUUCUCUGGUUGGUGACCAAACAAGGACGUGUACUGGAGAUGGCAACAGCACUACUGGUGCUUUUGAUAGAUCGUCUCCAACUUGUGAACCCAUAACAUGCCCAGCUCUGCUCUUCCUGAACAACGGCAGUAUUGACUUUGGUGGAGCUUCACCUGAUGAAAACAGCACAUAUGCGUUUAAUGCAGUUGCUAACUACAACUGUGACACUGGGUUUUCUCUGGUUGGUGACCAAACAAGGACUUGUACUGGAGAUGGCAACAGCACUACUGGUGCUUUUGAUAGAUUACCUCCAACUUGUGAACCCAUAACAUGCCCCGCUUUGCUCUUCCCGAACAAUGGCAGUAUUGACUUCGGUGUAGCCUCACCUGAUGGAAACAGUACCUAUGCUUUUAAUGCGGUUGCUACCUACAACUGUGACACUGGGUUUUCUCUGGUUGGUGACCAAACAAGGACCUGUACUGGAGAUGGCAACAGCACUACUGGUGCUUUUGAUAGAUUACCUCCAACUUGUGAACCCAUAACAUGCCCCGCUCUGCUCUUCCCGAACAACGGCAGUAUUGACUUUGGUGUAGCCUCAUCUGAUGAAAACAGCACAUAUUCGUUUAAUGCGGUUGCUAACUACAACUGUGACACUGGGUUUUCUCUGGUUGGUGACCAAACAAGGACGUGUACUGGAGAUGGCAACAGUACUGCUGGUGCUUUUGAUAGAUCGUCUCCAACUUGUGAACCCAUAACAUGCCCCGCUCCGGUCUUCCUGAACAACGGCAGUAUUGACUUUGGUGGAGCUUCACCUGAUGAAAACAGCACAUAUGCGUUUAAUGCGUUUGCUAACUACAACUGUGACACUGGGUUUUCUCUGGUUGGUGACCAAACAAGGACUUGUACUGGAGAUGGCAACAGCACUACUGGUGCUUUUGAUAGAUUACCUCCAACUUGUGAACGUAAGUGUAUAAUUCUGUUUUGA